Messenger RNA from Salpingoeca rosetta, 387 nucleotides. RefSeq lists its product as uncharacterized. The annotation marks the transcript as partial. NCBI's taxonomy places the organism in Eukaryota, Choanoflagellata, Craspedida, Salpingoecidae. The transcript is spliced from 4 exons. The record is from RefSeq and is a predicted model, not a curated record.
AUGAUGGCAUCCGUGAUGCAGCAGUUUGCGGACUUUGAUCCGCUCCUCAAGCUGGACGUUAUCACACGCGUCUUUCAAGUGGGCUUUGGUGCGGCAAUCUUGAAGAUGGGAAGCUCGCUGCAAGUUGGCGACCAGAUGCUGGUCACAUACAUGGAAAACGUUGGGCCCAGUCAUCUCUUGGCCCACGGCAUUGCCAUGUUCCUCGCCGUCUAUUCCCUUGCGAGCCGGCUCGUAUUCCACCUCCAGCCGAAGCCAGCGGACACAAUGCUGAAGGAUGCCAUUGCAUGCUUCCUUGUUCUCAUCCUGACAACCGCCUUCUCAGCGUCGUGGGCCGAUGCUGUUGAGAGGAUGGAGGUGGAUCCAAACCGCCGAAUUGACACCUUCAUC